This is a messenger RNA of Opisthorchis viverrini, 1380 nucleotides long. RefSeq lists its product as hypothetical. The annotation marks the transcript as partial. NCBI's taxonomy places the organism in Eukaryota, Metazoa, Platyhelminthes, Trematoda, Opisthorchiida, Opisthorchiidae. The record is from RefSeq and is a predicted model, not a curated record. The transcript has 6 exons. Gene Ontology annotation, molecular function: protein binding.
CACCGCAAGCACCCACAAAUAUCCGGCUUGAACGAAGCAAAAAACGUGGACUGCUGGCGACUUGGGACGAUAACAACGAGUGCUUGAAGCGUCAAGGACCACGUUAUGGUGUUUAUGUCUAUGAUGAAACAAAUCGACUGGUGUAUGAGAUAUACGUUGCCGAAAAAUCAGCGUUUCUCGGUGGCCUAGACGUUUGCUCACCGUACUGGGUUCGCAUCAGUACAAUUGGAAUUGAGGGAGUGAGCUCAGCGUCAGCCAGAAUCAAGACAUUCGAUCCUCCACUUGCGCCCAGUGCAACCCGUGUGAACUUGAGACCGAACGGAAAUAGCGCGACCGUGUCUUGGGAGUACAGAGACACAUGUGCUGCAGAAAGCUUCCAAGUUUCGCUGUACAGUUCCGAUGGGCUGACUCUACGCACCGUGAACACGAACGACCGAGAGGUGCAUCUGGGUGAUUUGCCGGUGAACGUGCCACUUCUGGUUGACGUUUCCGGACAAAAUGCUGAGGGAACUGGUCCCCGCGGUGAGCGCGUGCAGUUUAUUCUGCCCACAAUACCACCUUCCACUCAAACCAACCUCGUUUCGUACCAAGAGCCGAGAAGCCCCAUUGACAUUGCGGUUUCUGUUCUGCGCGGUCGGCCAGAGGUGAACGUGUCGUGGACUGUUGCGAAUUCUCAGACAAACCAAAGUUUCACCGUCAGAUUGUACAACGGAUCAUCUGUGAUCCAACAACGGACGACUGAGUAUUUCAACACCAGUUUUCAGCAGGUUGAUCCAUGUUCUUCGUGGACAGUCGGGGUUAUCGCACAUAACGCCCACGGAACUGCGGAGGAGUGGUUCACUGAGGAAUUCCGCAUACCAGCAGGUGUGGAAAAGUGCGCACUGGUCUCUCCUAGUAGAAUUAUUAGCAAAUCACGUCAGAAGAUAACAGAUAGCCUUCGAAUGCUACAUAAGCGCACGCAAUCAAGGAAGAAGUACCCACUCAACUGCGCACAGAUGAUGUCUCCUCGUGUGGUGACGAAACGUUUGCAAGCCAAUUGCCAAGCUCGGCGAACAGAUCAACAGCCAGCUGAUCAACAACCAAUAAAUUACAGAUCAAAGUCUCCCGAACCUCCUGUUGGCGUGACAAUACAGCUACAUCGUCGUAAAAGAAUGGUGACCGUAUCGUGGAUGCAUCACUGUGCACACACUUUCACAGUUUACCUCUACACUGAGAACACCGUAACAAACGAACAGACAACGCGGGACCAUCACAUGACAUUCGGGAACACACCGCGCAGCAUGAAUUUUCGCGUGGGAGUUGUGGCCACAAACGAUUAUGGAACAAGUGUUGAAGCCAUCAGUGCUGCAUUUUGCACAUCCGGCUGUUGCGGUGUUUUCU